Mesorhabditis spiculigera is the source of this 1275-nucleotide messenger RNA. The record is from the annotation of a GenBank genome assembly. NCBI's taxonomy places the organism in Eukaryota, Metazoa, Nematoda, Chromadorea, Rhabditida, Rhabditidae.
AUGUUCGACUCGUCGCUGAAAGCGCCGACAUUCAGCGUGCUGUCCCCGUGGGCAUUUUACAUCAACCACAUCAACAAUGAGUUCAUGCACCUGAAGCAGUCUUCAUCAACCGGCUUGGCUGGUCCAUUGAGUCAAGUGGCUGUGAAGACAGUCCAUUCCGAUCAGAACUCCAUCGGCCACUCCCUUUCCAACGGAAGUGUCGCCUCAACCACAUCAGAUGACGUCGACCCGGAACAGCCGAGACACUCCAAUAAGGAAAACUCGGAGAAAGUUGGUGCUCAGCAGAAUGGGCGGCUCCCGGCGGCGCCAAAAGACGAGAACGAGCCGGUGAGGGUGAGGAGCCAGCCGAAGGAGCAGAAGGCCCAGGCUCACAGCCGGAAAAUGAGCGAUGGAGAGGUGCUGGAAGAGCUGCGCCAGAUCGUCAACCCCGGCAACCCGCUCGACAAGUACGAGACGAAACGGCAGAUUGGCGUCGGUGCCUCGGGUACCGUAUUCGUGGCCACGCGACGGGGAUGUCAGGAUGUGGUGGCCGUGAAGAGGAUGGCGUUCAAGUCGCAGCCGAAGAAGGAGAUGCUCUUGACUGAGAUUAAAGUCAUGCAGCAGUAUAAGCAUCCGAACCUGGUCAACUACAUCGAGUCAUACCUCGUCGACGCCGACGACCUCUGGGUGGUCAUGGACUAUUUGGAGGGCGGAAACCUGACCGAUGUCGUCGUCAAGACCGAGCUGGACGAGGGUCAAAUCGCGGCAGUGUUGAGGGAAUGCCUACGAGCACUUCACUUCCUGCACGAGCACUCAAUCGUGCACCGCGACAUCAAGUCCGACAAUGUGCUCCUCGGCAUGGACGGCGCCGUCAAGCUGACCGACAUGGGCUUCUGCGCCCAGAUUCAGCCCGGCAGCAAGCGUGAUACGGUGGUCGGGACACCCUAUUGGAUGUCGCCGGAGAUCCUCAACAAGAAGAAGUACAACUACAAGGUCGAUAUCUGGUCACUGGGGAUUAUGGCGCUGGAGAUGAUCGAUGGGGAACCGCCGUAUUUACAUGAGACGCCUUUGAAGGCCAUCUACCUGAUCGCCCAAAAUGGCAAACCCGAGAUCAAGAAGCGCAACGAGCUCAGCACCGAAUUCGUCCACUUCUUGGACAGAUGCCUAGUGGUGGACCCGGACUGCCGAGCAGACACCCAAGAGCUUCUUGCCCACCCCUUCAUCUCUCGUGCCAAACCCCUAACCGCCCUCGUCCCCUACAUCAAGGCCGUCAAGGAGCUGAAGGAGAAGGGGAAA